AUGGAAGACUCUACCCGUAUCGCUCAGAGACAUGCGGCUGCUCUAAAACUCCUUGAGGAUUUGACAUCGUCGCUCAAUGACGUGGAGCCACUAGGAGAUAUCUCGCGCGCUCAGGCGGAUUACGAUGCUGCAGAAGAACGACACAGCCGUGAACAGAAUCCAGAGAAGAAAAGGGCUUUAUGCAGAGAACUGGUCCGAUACGGAGAUCGCCUUGAGGAGAUACAAAAGCAACACAAGGAAGCCGACGCAAAGCGUAAGGAACAGCUGGACCUCUUCAACUCUAGGUUGUCUAAAGAAGGCUAUCUGAAGCUAGCUACUCGUGUAUCCUCUAAUACCGGCACUGGUACCAAUCGCGACCACGAUGGCGAUCAAACAACCCACCGAACCUCUACCUCUGGAACGCCGGAGAAUCCUGUCGCAAAUCCAGAUCUCGACAGUAGCCAACUUUCAGGGCCUUCCAACGACCGAUCAACCCAUGAAACGACCAGAUCGCCGGGCAGCCUGACCCAAACCCCCACUAUUUGGAACACGAUCGAGGCCAGAUCGACACCCUCGCGUAUUCACAGCGCAACACCUUCAAGGUGGUUAUAUACAGACCUCGGCCAGCAAGGGGUUACUGAGCCGGCCGGUCAAACCGCGCGGCCAAAUAAGAGAAGUGACAAUGCUGUAUCUCGCCCUACGAAGCGCCAGCGACAAAGUGCCUCCAGUGACACAGUCACAGAAAGGACAAUUACUUUUGAAGAGGUAUAUCAAGGUGGUAAAGCUCGGUGGAAAUACAGAAUUGUUAAGAUCCAUGAGCUUUACUAUAUUUUUGGAUGCAAGAGGCACGAUAAGCAUUUCUGCAAAGAGAACCCCCUUCAGGCUGCCAUGAGCCAUCUCAAAGGCAAAGGACACUCUUCUAAGAAGUCCAAUGCCACUCAGGCCCUUAAAUCGCUCGGUAUCCAGGUCUUGGGCUGCACUGACCCAGAUCUUGAGCUGAAUAACAAGGCUGUAGAUUGUUACUUAGCAGAGCAGGAAAGGAAAAAGGAGCGUCGCGAUGCUUCUACCAAUGACUUGCUACAGCCCCCCCAGGCCGGCAGGAUAUACAUGGCUUGGUGGUGCGACGACGACAAGGACUAUUGCUUGCACGCCUUCUUAGUUAUACCGUUCUUCCCGCAGAUUGGCGAUGGUAUGGACAUACAAUCUGUUUUGCAUUCAGACCUGGAGGUCGAUGUUCCUGCCUGCUACAAACUGAACGAGACUACUCAUUGGUAUGAGUGGGCUGAGGGAUAUAAUAAACAUGAAAAACACGUCAACAAUAGGGAAUACCCAAUUAUGUGCCUUUCUGGGGAAAUCCCGCACAAGGUCGAUUGGCUCCCAGUCUGUCAUUUUCGAAAGCUCAAUCUUGAAGACGAGGAUCUCGAGGACAAGGACGUUAUCAAGGCGUUUAUCCGCAGUAAAGGGAUAGGCAAGUUCUUCUCAAUGACCCUCUUCUGCUUUUCUAGUUUACUAACCAAACCGAAUACAGGGCAAGGAAACGAGGUCGAGAGUGAUCAAAUCAAAAGUCUAUACGGAGACCGCGAUGUCCUAUUCCCCAGACCGGCUAGGAAGUCAUGUGGCGCUCCUUAUGAGACAUUCAAGAGAAAUCAACGUUAUGUCACAGCAAAGAAACGGGGUAGGAGACGGAUUGGGCCAAAUCUUCCGACGCGAGAGGUAAAGCCUGAACCCGCGCCUAUGGGAGGCGGAGAUGAGGCUACGAGACAGGAACGCCAGCCGUCUGUUCGGCAAAGAUGGCCAUUGGCACGAAAGAAUGCUCCCUACAUGGAAACUUUAGAGGACAGUGAUAGCGAGUGA
This is a messenger RNA of Fusarium tjaetaba, 1833 nucleotides long. RefSeq lists its product as uncharacterized. Bases 1 to 1833 code for a protein of 610 amino acids. The record is from RefSeq and is a predicted model, not a curated record. Lineage: Eukaryota; Fungi; Ascomycota; Sordariomycetes; Hypocreales; Nectriaceae. The transcript has a single exon.